This is a messenger RNA of Salvelinus fontinalis (brook trout), 6377 nucleotides long. Its product is annotated as neurotrophin receptor-interacting factor homolog. Gene Ontology annotation, cellular component: nucleus. The transcript has 6 exons. The record is from RefSeq and is a predicted model, not a curated record. Lineage: Eukaryota; Metazoa; Chordata; Actinopteri; Salmoniformes; Salmonidae. The coding region runs from base 218 to 2044 and encodes 608 amino acids.
AUAAGCUCCUUUCUCUUCAGUGUAAACGGAAGUGAACAGUGACCAAGAACAAGUCCCACGUUAGUGUUUUUAUUUUUGUUACAUAGACGUUUAUUAACACACUGGAACAAAACAUAUUCAUAUUUUAACUGCAAGCCGUUUAAUUCGUGUUGGAGACAGCACUUGCUUGAUAGAUGUAUUCUAAGUAACGCUAGCUAGCUGCUAACAUUAGCUAACAAUGCCAAUGGAUAACUUUAACGGUAUGGGCUUUCACACUCAAAUAGCCUCCAUUAUGGAGAUGCUAGCGAAUGCAGCCGUUGCAGAGAUAUGUACACUCGUAGACAACGACUAUGCAGUGUUUCGUUUGGAAAUAACUCAAAGCCAGAAAGAAAACAGGGCAUUGCGGAGGAAACUACAGCUACUGGACCUGAAGGUGGCACGGGAACGCGCAGAGAGGACCAUUCGAGAGCGCACCCUCGCAAGUCGAACCAGUAAUGUCAAGAUUCUUGACCGGUACAGAGGAAUGGCAAGAGGUGAAGGACAUCUCACUGGAGGCCACAGGCGCUUUGAGAAGCCAGCAGGACACAAUACAUGGAGAGAUGACCAACCAAUCACUGUUGAUGAGGGGAGUGGAACCUUAACCAAGCACGUGAUAGAGGAUAGGUCUGCAGAUGUAGAGACUGCAGGUCCUGGGGUCAAGCUGGAAAGGUCUGAAGGAGAGGAAGCUCCACUGCACAGUAGAGACAUCCAAACUGGAGUGGCUGGAGCGACCCCUGUAGCCACAGAGGACCCCACCACCGCCCCAGUGCAGCCCAGGACCCGACGCAGCAUGACGGAGGAGGAGGGUCCAGAGGUGCUUUUGGUGAAGGAUGAGGGGUGUGAGGAGGGUCUGGGGAACCAUGAGGGGACCAUGGUCAUGGAGGACAACCAGACUACACCUCCUCCUGAACCCACAGAGGAACCAGCUGAGCAGCACAGGACCACAUACAGUCUCACUGAGUCAGUAGACAUGGAGGAUGGGAAGAUUGAUCUGCUGCUAGUCAAAGAGGAGACAAUAGAAGACGGACCAGAGAGCAUUGAUCUGCUGAGUCAACUAAAGAUGGGGGAGCAAGGUGGUUGGCUGGAGGCUAACAGAGGAGACUGGGUAGCCAUCUUAGAUUCCCCCUACCAGGAAGGUGCAGCCAAGGGGCCUGGGGACAACAUCACUGAGCAGGCGAGGACCAGAGGCGACAUAGUGGAAGUCAGUGGAUGGGACAGCGUCCUCAACUCUGGGCUGGGGAACAACACUGUUAACCACAACCAGAAACAGACAGUCGGACACAAAACAAUGUCCGAACUUAGUCUCCAUGACAACAGACUGGCUGAGACCAGGGCGAGGCGUAGAUUUGGAGGUGUCCCUAUUCGGCUGGCGAGAACAGACACAGACUCGGCUAGCGAUGCUCCAUCCUGCUCCUAUAGUUGUGAUUCAGAGAGACUGAUGGCGCUUCAGGUUAACCCCGUAACAGGUGCUGCCUUCAGCCUGCCUUCUAUAGGAUCUAUCAACUGGAACAUGGACCCUGCGACCACACAGACACUCCCUGGCCUUCGUCCUCCUCACACUCUGCUAAUGUUAAACCAGACCUCAGACAAUGCCAGUGCCUCAACACUAAAUGGCUACACAAGCCCAUUGACAAAUGAGAGUAGUAGAGAUGGAAUCAGUAAAGGUGGCAGCGCCAAGGAGAAGCGCUUCCCGUGUUCGUUCUGUGGGAAAGCCUUCAGUUUCCCCAAACAGGUGGAGAUCCACCAGAGGAUGCACACGGGGGAGAAACCAUUCGGCUGCCAACUGUGCCGGGCCAGUUUCUCCGACUCGUCCAACCUGAAGAGGCACCAGAGGGUCCAUACAGGGGAGAAACCCCACAGCUGCCCCCAGUGUGAGAAGAGGUUCUCCCGCCAGGACCAGCUGAAGAUGCACCUGAAGGUCCACACGGGAGAGAGGCCGUUCGCCUGUACGCACUGUGGGAAGAGGUUCUCAGAGAGGAGCUACCUCAGAAUACACCAGCAGAAAAUGCACAUGGCCCAUGUAUAGAGUAUAGUGACAUGUAAUGUAGUAUUAGUAAGUUUGUUAAUUCUGUUGGUGUUGGAUGUAGAAGGAACUGGAUGUGUUGAACUGAGGAAAGAAUUAGUAGAUGAAAUGGUGAUGAUAGUUGGUGUGAUGGUGUCUGUAAAAAUGCUUCACUGAUGAAAAUGGACAACCUUGUCCUGUUGUUUGAAUUUUGGUGUUUUAUAAUGAGGAAAUGUUUACUUGACAUGAAGCUGUGUGUAAUGUAAUGUUAAACCUUUUCCAAAUUAUUCUAAAAUGAAUUUGAUCAAAGUGAGGGUACCAGAUUUACAGAAAAGGUACCUUACAAAAACCCUUGAUUUCAAUGUUCAACAAAUCAUACAACUCUUUUUAAUGACUCAUUUUAAAGCAGUCUUUUUAAUUACAUUUUUUUAAUCAUCACUUUGUCUAAUAAUUCGCUGUGUUUAUUUUUUUAAUAGAAUGCCAAAAUAUAUUUUUAAUAAUUUAUUUCCCUGAGACUCCACUGAAAUGCUUAGUCUGAUCGUGUGGAGAUUAGGAAUCAAAUUUGAAUAUGAAAUUAUAUAUUUACAUACACAGCCCUGAUUGGCUGAUACGCGGGGUCUAGAUAACUUCCACAGGUGUGUAGGCUACUUUGUCUUGUCAUCAAAACAAAAGUAAUCUUAAUAUCAUUGUUGUACGUUUUCCAAUAGGUCACCAGAAGAUGCAGGACCAGAACAGACUUUUUGCAUGGUGGACCAUCCUGGCCUAUACCCUAUCUGCCGUGUACUGUAGAUAGAGGGGGGAGAACAAGUAUUUGAGACACUGCCGAUUUUGCAGGUUUUCCUACUUACAAAGCAUGUAGAGGUCUGUCAUUUUUAUCAUAGGUACACUUCAACUGUGAGAGACGGAAUCUAAAACAAAAAUCCAGAAAAUCACAUUGUAUGAUUUUUAAGUAAUUAAUUUGCAUUUUAUUGCAUGACAUAAGUAUUUGAUCACCUACCAACCAGUAAGAAUUCCGGCUCUCACACACCUGUUAGUUUUUCUUUAAGAAGCCCUCCUGUUCUCCACUCGUUACCUGUAUUAACUGCACCUGUCUGAACUCGUUACCUGUAUAAAAGACACCUGUCCACACACUCAAUCAAACAGACUCCAACCUCUCCACAAUGGCCAAGACCAUAGAGCUGUGUAAGGACAUCAGGGAUAGAAUUGUAGACCUGUACAAGGCUGGGAUGGGAUGGGAUACAGGACAAUAGGCAAGCAGCUUGGUGAGAAGGCAACAACUGUUGGCGCAAUUAUUAAAAAAAUGGAAGAAGUUCAAGAUGAUGACGAUCAAUCACCCUCGGUCUGGGGCUCCAUGCAAGAUCUCACCUCGUGGGGCAUCAAUGAUCAUGAGGAAGGUGAGGGAUCAGCCCAGAACUACACGGCAGGACCUGGUCAAUGACCUGAAGAGAGCUGGGACCACAGUCUCAAAGAAAACCAUUAGUAACACACUACGCCGUCAUGGAUUAAAAUCCUGCAGCGCACGCAAGGUCCCCCUGCUCAAGCUAGCGCAUGUCCAGGCCCGUCUGAAGUUUGCCAAUGACCAUCUGGAUGAUCCAGAGGAGGAAUGGGAGAAGGUCAUGUGGUCUGAUGAGACAAAAAUAGAGCUUUUUGGUCUACACUCCACUCGCCGUGUUUGGAGGAAGAAGAAGGAUGAGUACAACCCCAAGAACACCAUCCCAAAAAGUCCGUAUUGAAAGUCUGUAUUGCCCAGCGACAGCCCCGAAACCUGAAGGAUCUGGAGAAGGUCUGUAUGGAGGAGUGGGCCAAAAUCCCUGCUGCAGUGUGUGAAAACCUGGUCAAGAACUACAGGAAACGCAUGAUCUCUGUAAUUGCAAACAAAGGUUUCUGUACCAAAUAUUAAGUGCUGCUUUUCUGAUGUAUCAAAUACUUAUGUCAUACAAUAAAAUGCAAAUGAAUUACUUAAAAAUCAUACAAUGUGAUUUUCUGGAUUUUUGUUUUAGAUUCCGUCUCUCACAGUUGAAGUGUACCUAUGAUACACAUUACCGACCUCUACAUGCUUUGUAAGUAGGAAAACCUGCAAAAUCGGCAGUGUAUCAAAUACUUGUUCUCCCCACUGUAUGUGGUAGUGGUGGAGUAGGGGCCUGAGGGCACACAGUGUGUUGUAAAGUCUGAAAUCUGUGAAUGUGUUGUCAUGUUUUUAUUGUAUAAACUGCCUUAAUUUUGAUGAACCCCAGGCAGCAGCUAAUGGGGAUCCAUAAUAAAUGAAACUAUUAUUUACAGGGCAGACUAUAUGGUAUAAUCUUCAGUAUCAUCAAUAAAGCAUAGAAUCAAUCAGAUCAAGCGUUAACUGGCGAUACCUGAUGUUUUUGUGGUGUCGGAGGUAGAACUGCGUUGCAGCUGUCAAAUCGGUGAGCAGCUGCUCUUGUGAUUAUGGUCACGAAGCCACACCCGCCCCCUCGAGUUAGUUCAAAACAAGAAAGUGUAGGCUAUGUAGAAAUAAUUACAUUCAAAUUGAAAAAUCAUUCAACUAAAUAAUGAGGAUCUCUAUCAUCCUAAUCGAGGUGUAGAUUACAUUUUACAUUCCAGUGUUCAAACUUGUAAACAAGGCUGCAUAUUAUUUCUGUUACUGCGACUCCGUGCAGCUAAUGGCAAUGUCCGCUUUAGUCAUAAUGCUAGGAGCCCCUUGUGGAUUUGACAGCUCUAACACAGUUCCACCUCCGACACCACCAAAACAACCGCUAUGUGAAUGUCGACAACAUUUUACGAACUAGACUUUGUGAUGAUACUGGAGAUGAUAACUGAUUUACAUUUUUCGAAUGAAUACACAUUUUGGAAUGUUUUGCUGUUGAAAGUAAAUAAAGAAACCAGACUGCAAUGAAAGAUUGUUGUCAUUCUUCAUAAAUGAUCCUUUCAGUUAUUGACAUAACAUAAUAAACAUAAUAAACAGAUCGUAAACACGGUAAUGAUAGUCCAAAUCAUGGCAUGAAAGUGUCUAUUCAAGUUAUGUGCUCAAGCCAGACGGAUUACCAGGAUGUGUACUCAAAAGCAUGUGCGGACCGACUGGCAAGUGGCUUCACUGACAUUUCCAAUCUCUCCCUGACCGUGUCUGUAAUACCUACAUGUUUCAAACAGACCACCAUAGUCCCUGUGCCCAAGAAAGCCAAGGUAACCUGCCGAAAUGAUUACCGCCCCGUAGCACUCACGUCGGUGAGCCAUGAAGUGCUUUGAAAGGCUGGUCAUGGCUCACAUCAACCAUCAUGCCAGAAACCCGAGACCCACUCCAAUUUGCAUACUGCCCCAACAGAUCCACAGAUGACGCAAUCUCAAUCGCAUUCCACAUUACCCUUUCCCACCUGGACAUAAUGAAUACCUAUGUGAGAAUGCUGUUCACUGACUACAGCUCAGCGUUCAACACCAUAGUGCCCACGAAGCUCAUCACUUAGCUAAGGACCCUGGGACUAAACACCUCCCUCUGCAACUGGAUCUUGGACUUCCUGACAAGCCGCCCCCAGGUGGUAAGGGUAGGCAACAACACAUCUGCCAUGCUAAUCCUCAACACUGGGGUCCCUCAGAGGUGUGUGCUUAGUCCCCUCCUGUACUCACUGUUCACCCACGACUGCGUAGCCAAGCACGACUCCAACACCAUCACUAAGUUUGCUGAUGACACAACACUGGUAGGCCUGAUCGACGACAACGAUGAGACAGCUUAUAGGGAGGAGGUCAGAGACCUGGCAGUGUGGUGCCAGGACAACAACCUCUCCCUCAAUGUGAGCAAGACAAAGGAGCUGAUCGUGGACUAUAGGAAAAGGAGGGCCGAACAGGCCCCCAUUAACAUCGACGGGGCUGUAGUAGAGCGGGUUGAGGGUUUCAAGUUCCUUGGUGAUCACAUCACCAACAAACUAUCAUGGUCCAAACACACCAAGACAGUUGUGAAGAGGGCACGACAACACCUUUUCCCCCUCAGGAAACUGAAAAGAUUUGGCAUGGGUCCCCAGAUCUUCAAAACGUUACACAGCUGCACCAUCGAGAGCAUCCUGACCGGUUGCAUCACCGCCUGGUAUGGCAACUGCUCGGCAUCUGACCGUAAGGCACUACAGAGGGUAGUGCGUACGGCCCAGUACAUCACUGGGGCCAAGCUUCCUGACAUCCAGGACCUAUAUUCUAGGUGGUGUCAGAGGAAGGCCCAAAAAAUUGUCAAAGACUCCAGUCACCCAAGUCAUAGACAGUUCUCUAUGCUACCUCACGGCAAGCGGUACCUGAGCAUCAAGUCUAGGACCAAAAGGCUCAUUAACAGCUUGUACCCCACAAGCCAUAAGACUGCUGGACAAUUAAGCCACUCAGACUAUUUACAUUGACU